CAACAGGUUGAUAGGAGCCCCUCUCGUGCGCGCGGUCCUCCUCCUCCCGCGGCCGGAGCGCGUGCAGCACAUCCCGGUGUCAUCACAUCACCGCUGCACGAGACCACUGCAGCAGCAGCUCACGGCUCGUGCCUCGUUCUGAAAAACUAACGGUCGCAGAGCGGCGGAGAGAGAAAACAAACCGGACAGAAACAGCCGCACAGUCGGUGAAGAUAACUUUGGUGGACAAGAGUUCUGCUUCUUUCUCCUCCAUUCUCUCUCUCUCUCCUGUCACUUAUUCUUCCUCCCUCUCUUUCCUCCCUCCCUCCCUCCCUCUCUCCCUCUCUCUCUCGGUCUCUCUGACUCUGUGAUGCCGGGCUGUGGGUGAGUCGAUGCCCGUGACCAGACUGAAGCUGGGGAAGCUAAAGGUGGUGCGGCGGCAGCUGCUGCAAAGGUAUGAACACCAGCCGUUUGUCUCCUGCCUGGCCGGCCUCUACGGUUGCCAAUGGAGACGAUACCAGAGAGCCCGGGCUCAGCCUGGAGAGUGCUGCUGCAGCAAGGUGGAAUGUGGCAGUUUUGGCCUCCUGAUCCUCACCUUCUUCCUGAGUUUUCUCUUCCUGUAUUUCUGGAGUGAAGCCCAGAAUGACUACAACGACUUUGACUGGUUUAAUUUUGGGACCCUUGGUUUCUGGUUUCCUUGGUCUCUGGUCCUGCUGGUCGUUGCUGCUGCUCUCUUCACAUACAUUGCCCUACUAUUGGUGCUGGCGGUGUGUCUGCUCUCUGAGGGUCAGAGGCUCUACCUUCACUGGAGCCACAAGACUGGCAUCGUGGUGACGCUGGCGUUCUCCGUCACAGCUACUGCCAUCCUGUCUGACCUCUGGAGCAAAGAAUGGAAAACUCUCCUCCUGUCUCUGCAGGUGACAGCACCUUACCUCCAUGUAGGUGCAGUCUCAUUAAUGGCGAUUCUCUCCUGGCCAAUAGCGUUGCACUUCUUCCGCAUGAACAAGAGAGUGCGUCAGGUGGCUGUCCUGGGUCUCUACCUGUCUGUGCUGUUCUCUCUCUACCUGGUCCCUCUGGGAAUGUACUCACCCUGCAUUAAAGAGGCAGGAACACUAGGACCUGCACCAGCACUCAUAGGACACAGAGGAGCUCCAAUGCUUGCUCCAGAGAAUACUGUGAUGUCGUUUGAGAAGGCAGUGGAAGCUGGAGGAGAAGGACUAGAGACUGACGUCACCAUCAGUUACGACGGUGUUCCCUUCCUGAUGCAUGACUCCACUCUGAAGAGGACGACUAAUGUUGCAGAGGUUUUCCCAAAUCGAACACAUAUCGAUGCCUCCAUGUUCACGUGGGCCGAGCUACAGCAGCUGAAUGCUGGCGGCUGGUUCUUAUCGAGGGAUCCGUUUGGUACUGUGUCGUCCCUGUCUGAGUCGGACCGUUCCCAGGCCCAGAAUCAGUCUGUUCCCUCUCUAGCCCAGUUCCUUGAGGUUGCAGCUGGGACUGGCAGACUAGUGCUGUUUGACCUACGCAGGCCACCGUAUGGACACCCGUACAGUCAGUCAUACAUCAACACCACUCUGCAGGUCAUACAGGCCCACAUCAACUCCUCACAGGUGCUGUGGCUGCCUUCUGAAGACAGGGACCUGGUCCAGGCUGUGGACCCACAGCUGCAGCAGACUUCUGGAGAAAAGGCAUCAAUCCAAGAGCUGACAGACGACCACAUCACCAGACUGAACCUGCACUACAGCACCAUGUCACAGCAGCAGAUCCGUAAAUACCAGUCGGUGAACAUCAGCACUAACCUGUAUGUGAUCAGCCAGCCGUGGCUCUACACUCUGGCCUGGUGUUCUGGAGCACAUUCUGUCACCAGCAACUCCAUCCACAUCCUGUCCAGCAUCAACAAGCCUCUCUUCCUCAUGACUCCAGAGGAAUACAGUCUGAUGUGGAUUCUAACUGAUGUGGUGUCCGCCUUCCUCAUCAUUGUAGUUUUCGUAUUCCAUUGGUGGAGAGAGAGAGGUCUGCCCUUCUGGUCCGGCAGCCGCCAGACUCACGAGAACGGACCCUACAGCAAGUUCAGGACAGACUCCUCAGAGGUCAUCUGUGUUGGCUGGAGUCCUCUCCACGCUGAGCCUCCUGCUGGAGCCCUUGUCUCCCUCCCUCUGGUCUUCAACCCAUGACACCCUGCAUGUCCCUUCAGGAGCCUGUAUCAACCAUGAACCCUAGCUCAGCGAUGUGUGGUCCAUCUCCAGCGUCAACGUCCGGCCCGAUCUACGGAGCGCGCCCAGUUCACCCAGUACCCCUCACCUACCCACCAUCACAGAGGAGUGACUGGGGGAGGGAGGGGAGACAGAGAGGCAGGACAGGCAGGCAUAGUGAGAAAAUGGAAGUUAAAACCCCUGCAGAUGUUCAGACCGUGAGCAUUUGUUAGUCAGAAUAUUCAUAACCGGCAAAAAUUAGAUGUCAUUCGAUCAGAUUUGACAACAGCUUUUAUCACAUUUGGAUUGAAAUGCUGCUAAACUCUGAUUGCUGCUCUGAAGUAAAUGAAAUGUGAAAUGACCGUUUCCCAACUUUAUAUAUAGAAGAGAAGGUAGUGGAGUCUACAGAUGAGCAGGUCCAGAUGUUUGGAAGUCAGGACAAAGCAGAACAGAUUACAGUGUUUAGGUAAGUGAGACGCAGCAAACUCUCUGGUUUCUCCACCUCCUCUCUGAUCCAUCUGUGGGUCGACUGACAGCAGGAACUCAACUGUUGAACCAAACCUCCUCCACUGAUCUGCAGUCAGAGACUGAGAGACUCUGGACACGAGCCGAGGAGCACCAGUGUCCAUUUCCAUGAUAUCAUCCCAUAGAUGCCAUUCAACUCCUGGGAUGUGAGGAUAUUCAGACACAAAACCAGACGGCAACACGCUCGAGAACAUUUUCAUCUCUGGUCAUUCAACUCCACCAGCUGAGCUCAGCAACGAAGCCUGACGAAUGAAAGAAGAGAAUAAUGAAUAUAUUCUGCUGUAGUGAUACUUUUAGUCGCUUUCGCUCUUUCUGUCUCUUGUUUCUAGUUGAUUAAGACCAAAUGUUGUCCGAGGAGGUGAAGCUCUGAGAGACUGAAAGCUCAGGAGACGUUUGGAGGACGAUAAAAUGGACUCUGAAUAAUAUUUUAUGUACGAGUUCUACUUUUUCAUUUCCAGCUGUACAGAUACCAGGUUCAUCAGAUCAAAGGUAAACCACAUCCUCAGCUUUAAUCUGGGUUCAGUGUAUGAACUGUACACUGUUGGACUGACAGAAUGAAUGUAAACCCGGGGAUUGAGAAGGUAACAGUUAGUGAGUAUUUGUACUAAAGUGAAUGUAUUAUUCAGCAAGGCAGCGUUUCUCAAAAGUAUGUGGGUUGUUUCGGCUGGGAGUCUUUUCAGUUUGGCUGCAGAUUUGUGCCAAAUGUUUCAGCUGCUCUAAAUAAAGAUUAAAAAAAAGAUGCUUUUGAGAAACCAGACCUUGCACUCUUUGCAAGGCAGCAGCUUUGUCCUCAAAUAUACGCACACAGUACUUUGUGGAAGUGUGACUAUACACUCAACCUGUGCAACGUUGUCCUGAUGUUGGAUCUGAAACCCAGAGUGUCUCCUCUCAACCUUUCAGGUGUGAAAUCCAAGAGGUCAGGAGCCUGGAUUUUCUCAAGGGUUUGCUGCACAGUUUUGGAGAUGAGGCAGGACAUGUUGCAGUAAGUGCCAUUAAAAAAAAAAAAAGACUGGAUUUUUCAUCGUUGAGCUUUAUUCACCCGUCAUAGCAAACGUGCAGGAAUUAAUUGAGAAAAUAUGACAGCGGUUUCCGACAAAUCUCCUUGGAUGCACAUAGUCUAGAGGUAUUUAUUGUAAAGAAUCAGUGUUCAACGGGCUGCUCGGUAUCUUAACCAGCAGUCUGAAUCCAUGUGCACGAUUCACCAAACUAUGCUUUCAUUUAGCAUUUAAUUCUCAGAUAAAUAGUGGACUUCUUAAGUUUAGGGUUUAGUUGUAUUUUGGCUGUUGGUCUCAUGUAGACUUGAGGUCAUCUUGUCUUUGUCUGUGUGAACUGAACCACGCUUUGGUCUAAAGUUGGACUCGGAGGCCAGGUUCUGGUUCGUCUCACUGCAAACACGAAACCCGAGUGAGAAACUAAACUGUGUUAAUAUAAAGACUGAAAAUGCAACCAAGCAACUUAAUGUAAUGUGUUGUAAUAUGUGGUUAGCUGUUAGUUUUACGGUUCUUUGUGUUCCUGUUGACAAUAUAGUAGCUGAUCUGUUGGGUAGGCUACGCGUUUUAGCUACAGGUAUCUAUCGCUAUAGCUGCGCAGCCAUAUUUAUUCUAUUGAAUAUGAUGUUUCCCACCGUAAGACCGUUCCUUUUUUGGCGAAUGAGUCUGGUGACAAUGCAGCUCUGCAUUGGGUUUCUUUUGGAGAUGCGUUGCAUUUCAAGCCUUGCAUGUGUUGGGUUUAUCCAACUUUUUCUUUUAUAGAUGCUUUCUUAAAGUGAUCACUUUAGUCUCUGAGCUCAUAAUCUGGUCCAUUUGUCCACCUGAAAGCUGAAGUGUAGAAGAAGUCUAACAACAUUAACCUGCGAAACACAACAAUGAAGAUUUGGUUCACAGUGAGUGUACAGAUGAGCAGCAGAGAAGUGCUCAAACUUUAACAGAUUUCAUGUUAGCUAACUAACAAACACGUUUACUGGGCACAUGAAGCUGAACCAAACAAGGAAAACCUUUUUACAGUUUCUGUUUUUUUUAAGUCUCUAUCUUUAAGGCAAACAUCCAGUAGAAUUACCUUUGCAUGCUGCUCUGCAUGUUAAUCCAGUGAAGGUAAAAUUAAACUAUAGUUAUGACCCAGAAGAGAAUAGAUGAGGAAAAUAGUUGGAAACAGGUGAAGCCCACAGGCUUCUACAUAAACCGUCUCACUGCAGACAAACUGCUUGUCAUCAUUUAGUCUCCACUCAGGACCGCUGAGCAAAAUUAUUAGAUGCAUGGAAAGAUUUUCUUGCUUCUCUGCAACAUAAAGAGCAAGGCUUUGACUUUCUCAUUUCCUGAUGCAGCCGUCAUCGGUACAACAUCUCUGCUUUGCUUAAUGCCUGCAAGAGUGCAUCGUAGUUAAGAGUAGUUUUCUACAGGGUACGUUUAAGGUCAUUAAUGGAGCCGUUUGUUAGCAGAAGUUCUCCAUGUCAGAGUUGUGUUGUAGUUUUGGCUCCAUCAGUGGCAUGUUUUAGAAUUCAUGGUUUGAUCCUGGAAGGACUCGACCCUCCACAGAGACACUGGUGUGGCAGCGCUUGUUCUUUUAAUGCACAAAUAAUCUGGAUGUGAGGAGACGCCCAUUUGUAAGAGACGUUUUUAGGAUUGUGGAUGUACAAUGUUGUAUUUCCGAAACGAAAACUGUCAAACAUUCCUGAAAUCAGACUUUAUUAUGGGAGAGAACACAGGCUCAUGUCAACGCUGCUGUGUAAAUGCUCGACCAUGUCCUUGAAUAAUGAGCUUCAGUACUUGUUGCUGAGCAAAAUGACUUCUGUGUAACGAAAUAAUAAAAAACGAGUACCUAUUCUUUCAAA
Molecule: messenger RNA, 5523 nt
Organism: Amphiprion ocellaris (clown anemonefish)
Lineage: Eukaryota; Metazoa; Chordata; Actinopteri; Pomacentridae
Gene: gdpd4a
Product: glycerophosphodiester phosphodiesterase domain containing 4a
Exons: 18
Coding region: 372-2153 (593 amino acids)
Biological process (GO): lipid metabolic process
Cellular component (GO): membrane
Molecular function (GO): glycerophosphodiester phosphodiesterase activity
Source: RefSeq, a predicted model, not a curated record